AUGAGUGAAAACCAACCAGCUCCUUGGUGGAAAGAUCUUCCUGAAGAAAUCAAACCAAUCAAAAAUGAUAAUGAGAUUGCCAAGAAGAAAUUUAAACAAGCCAAAGAAAAAUAUGAAGCAAUGACAUCAGUUUAUGAACAAAAGAAACUUGCAGAACAUAACGGUAAAUGGAUGAGGUCAUUAAUUACAACUGGUACAUAUAAUGAUAAAAUUAAAGCAUUGGCAUUAAUAGUAUCGAGUGGUCCUUUUAAUACAUAUAAUUAUCUUGUUCAAUUACUAGGACAUUGUACAAAGAAAAAUAGAGAUGAAGCUGAGUUAGCUAUAAGAGCAACAAAAGAGUUAUUUCAACAACACUUAUUACCAAAACGUUGUUUACUUAAUUUUCAACAACAAAACUUUGAAAUUGCAACUCCUUAUAUUCUUUCAAAAUAUUACUUUGAACAUUUGUUAAAAAAUUCUUAUGCACAAUUUCUUGAAAUUCUUAAAAACGCAUCAAUGGGAAAUGUUAAUAAAUUUAAACUUACUGCUAUUCGUUGUGCAAGUGAAUUAGCAGCUUCAUGUCCAGAACAACGAUAUAAAGCAAUAUCAUUAGUUGUAAAUAAAUUAGGUGAUCUUAAUGGUAAAGUUGCAAAUAAAACUGAUUUUUACAUUCAAGAAUUAUUAAAAAGAUAUAAAGAUACAACGGAAGAUAUUAUUAAUGCUAUAAGAGAAUUAAUUAUUCGUCCUAAUGUUAAUCAAAUUACUAUUAGAAGAGGUCUUACUUCACUCAAAAAUAUUCAGUAUUCAAAAAAUAAUCCAGAACAAGCAGAAGCAAUGAUUAAACUACUUAUUGUGUAUUUUAAAUCAUUAUACAAUCAAAAAGAAAUUGAUACUCGUGCUCUUCAAAAUGUUAUUAUUGGAAUGAGAAAAUGCAUUAAUUGUUGUAAAAAUUUUAAAGAAAUUGAAGAACAUCUAACUGACUUAUACAAAAUUGCUAGAACUAUUCCAUUUACUAGAGCUUUGGAAUGUGUUUCUUUAUUAAAUGAAAUUGAUAGAUCAAAACGUUGUAAUCGUUUGAUUUAUGAAAAAGUUAAUGAAAUAACUGAAUUACCUUCAGAAAAACAAUUUAUUUUCCUCAAUAUAUUAAGGAAUAACUUAUUAAAAGAAGAGUCUAUUGAUGUUAUUGCUUCUUUUAUUAAAAAAUUAUUGAUUAAAUCAUUAUAUUCUUCUCCUUCAUUCAUUUGUUCUGUACUUGGAAUUGUAUCAAAUAUGUUAAUAAAAUAUCCUAUUCUUAAAGGUUUAUUUGAUAAUGGUGAACUAUUAGACGAUGAUGAAGAACAUUACCAUGAUAUUGACAUUGACGAUAGUGGCAAUCAAAUUAUCAAAAAUGAAGGUGAAAAAAGCCAGCAUGAAUUUGAUUGGAAUAAAAGAGACCCUGCAUACACAGGAGCUAUUAAUACAAAAUGUUUUGAAAUUAAUUUCUUAUUGCAUCACUACCACCCAACAGUAAGACAAUUAACACAGUCAUUAAUUAAUGGAACUCCAAUUCAUGUAAAUUUGGAACUUUGGGAGUCAUUAAGUUCAAAGUUAUUACUGGACCGUUUUGCCUUAAAGAAGUUAAUUAAAGACCAACCACAUGAAGAAGAAGAACAAACAAAUGAUGGGCAUAUCUCCUUUGAUAAAAAAACUGUUAAUAAAACUAAAGAUGAAAAGAAUGAUCCUCGAAAGAUGAUUGUUAACUCAGAAGAAUUUAUUGAGUUAAAAAGAGAUAAAAUACCAUCAGAGCUAUUAUUUUUCUUUGAUUAUUACAUUGAUAAACACGUUGAAAAAGGUGUUGCUGAAAAUAAACCAACAAAUAACACUCAAGAAGAACAUGACGAUGACUCUGAUGGAAUGAGUGAAGACUUAGAAGAGGAUGAUGAUAUUAUUUAUAAUGGAAAAGUCUAUGUCAAAAAAGAAGAAGAACCUGAAGAAGGAAAUCUUGAAGAGAUUGAGUUUAAUGUUAGUAAAGAAAAUAUUAACAAUGAAGAAAAAAGUGAAGAAGAUGAAUAUGACUAUGAAGAUAUUAUGGAUCAUGAAACUAAUGAGCUUUUAGGAUUAGACGACGACCAAAUUGAUGAAGGAGAUAUGAGCAUCGAAGAAGGUAACGUUAUUGAUGAAGAAGAUGACGUUGAUUAA
Entamoeba nuttalli P19 is the source of this 2157-nucleotide messenger RNA. RefSeq names its product ccaat-box-binding transcription factor, putative. The coding region runs from base 1 to 2157 and encodes 718 amino acids. NCBI's taxonomy places the organism in Eukaryota, Evosea, Mastigamoebida, Endamoebidae. Gene Ontology annotation, cellular component: nucleus. The record is from RefSeq and is a predicted model, not a curated record. The transcript has a single exon.